This is a messenger RNA of Trifolium pratense (red clover), 1796 nucleotides long. Its product is annotated as F-box/FBD/LRR-repeat protein At3g14710-like. Gene Ontology annotation, molecular function: protein binding. The transcript has 4 exons. The record is from RefSeq and is a predicted model, not a curated record. Lineage: Eukaryota; Viridiplantae; Streptophyta; Magnoliopsida; Fabales; Fabaceae. Bases 86 to 1483 code for a protein of 465 amino acids.
UCUCUUUUUAAGAAUGACACUUCCUUAUUCAUCUUCUGCACAAACUUCUCCAAAUCACAUUGUGAAGGAACUUUUGUAGGUAGUCAUGGAUUCAAAUGAUGUAACUAUGGAAGAUGACACAAAACAACUUAUAUCAGCGGAAACCAAGGUGAAAGAAAGAGAUAUAAUUAGCACAUUACAUGAAAGCGUUCUUGGUCAUAUCCUGUCUUUCGUUCCAAUUAUAGACGCGGUUAGCACUAGCGUCUUAUCAACAAGUUGGAUCGAUGUUUGGACAUCGACAACCAAUCUGAAGUUUGAUGAUAGUUUGCUUUAUUCCAAGAAAAAGAUGAGUAAAGAACAUUUUGUGAAUUCUGUUGAAAAAGUGCUUCUUCACUUUACAAAUUCCGGCAUCCAAAGUGUGUCUCUUUGCUUAUCUAGUUAUCAAUAUGAUGCAUCUCAGAUAAGUGAAUGGAUCUCUUUUUUCUUAGAAAGAAGAGUUCAAAAGCUUCAUAUUCAAUAUGCUGAUAAAGUUUUUCUUUCUUCAAAUUCACUCUUUCGAUGCAAUUCAUUAGUCGAAUUGACACUUCAAAUGAGAUGUACUCUUAGUCUUCCCGUGUCUGGUUGUCUCGCAAACCUUCAAAAACUUAGCAUUUCUUGGAUUAAAUUAGUGAGUGAAAGUGAAUCUUCCACUAAUUCAAAAGAUAUAACUCUUAGCUUCCCAAUUCUCAAAGUGUUCGAAGUUAGAGGGUGCGAGUGGUCGCAGAAUAUUACCUUACAAGUUCCUCUACUUGAGAGGUUUUCCAUAGCAAUAUGGAAACAUCAUUCAAAUGAAUCAAGUAAAUAUUAUAUCAAGGUUAAUAGUCGACGCUUAACAGAUUUCGAUUACGAGGGUAAUCUUGAACAGAACAUUGUUCUUUGUGAUUCAUCAUCGAUUCGUAAUGCUUCUGUUGUGAUUGUUGUUGAUGAAGAUAAAAAGGACAGAAUAGAAAAACUUGGGUUUCAAGCAUAUAAUCAUCUCAAACAAAUCAACGAAGCGGAGUCACUGAAAUUAUUGUUUUACAAGGUUUUAAGGCAUGGUAAAGAUAUUUUCACCAAUCUACCUGUCUUUGGAAGGUUAACUUAUCUGCAACUAAAUGAGGUCAAUGGUGAAGCUUUGUUGCAAUUACUCCACAAUUGCCCAAUUCUCAAUACUCUUGUUUUACUUAAUGGAGUUGCUGACUUAAAUAAAGAUGUCUUAACUUCUGCUUCUGCAACUCUGCCUCGCUGUUUUCUGUCAAGCUUCAAAGUAUUUGAGUUUAAAGGUUUUAAUGCGAACGAGCAUGAUCUUUCUCUCGUAAAAUUCAUGUUGGAAAAUGCAUCAAUUUUGGAGAAGAUGAGAAUAUCUCCGGCUUUUUGGCUGCGUUAUGCAGAUAUUGAUUUCGAAAAAGUUAAGGAGCAGAUACUCUCAUUACCUAAGCGCUCUAGCUUUUGCAUGGUAGAAUUUUCGGAUAUCAGUAGUUCAUGAAGAUUUUCAGAACAGCACAAGAAUAUUUGUGCCGAGACUGUUAAAUGUAUAAUAGCUUUAUCCCUCUGCAAAAUAUUUUUUUUGAGAUUCCACCCCUGCAAUGUGAAGAUUCUUUGCCUUUACCCCCUCAUGGACAAAAAUAGAAUCGUUUAGAAUGAAAUCUCAAAAAAAUAUUUUGCAGCAAGUAACACAAAAUUCACAUAUUUUGCAAGGGUAUAAAGCUAUUUACCCUUUUAUUUAUCAUUAGAAUGUAACUAUAUCCUGUAUAUUAUAUUGCAAUGAAAAGUUAAAUGAUAAUUCAAUUGUAUCUCAA